CCCUGCAGGAUUAAGAGGUUCCCCUUCUUCUUCUUUUUCUUCUUCUUCUUCUUCACACUACAAGGAGUUUGCAUUGCAGAAGUCUUCCAUCUCCACACAUUCCACUUGGAUCUUACCCUGGAGAAAGUCUUGCUUCUGCACCAGUCCUGUGACCUCCUCAGCUGUUUGCCCCUUCUGUGGUUAUCUGUGGACCAGCUGUUGUUACAGGAGCCCCCAUGUCUUCAUUUGACUCCCCACAGUUGUUGAUGGUGUGUGAUCCCUGGAUUCCUCAGCAGGAUUGGAGCAUCCGCAUCGACACUGUGCAGAAUUGCUGCUGUGCUUUCUUCUGCUGAUCACUGGAGGGAAGCAUUUCAGGGACAGGUCUGGUCAACCUGGUACACAGCCCACCUGCCCACCAUUGGCAUCUGCUCUAUUGCUCUCCCACCAGGAGAAGUUGUUAGGAUCCCUGGACUCCCCAGCAGGUCUCUCAUCCUCAGGAGGUCGGAUUAAUGUCCAUCUUAGGGCUAGAGAGGCCAGACAAACGGUCCCUUUCUUGGAAGCCUUUCUAAGAUGAAGUUAUGGGCUAUCUUGGCUGUCUGCAUUUUGCUGUUGAGAUCUGUGUCCAACACCCCAUUGCCCUCAAGCUGGUUAGCUGGUAAGAAGAGAACUAGUCAAGAAUCCCUGCUGGAAGACGAGGACACAGCUCUGGGGAUGUACAAAGCGGCUUCUGAACGUCCCACUGCCGUGCAGGGGCCACAGGAUGUACAACAUUACUCUGAAGUAUCUGACGACUAUCCGGAUCAGUUUGAUGAUGUGUUGGAGUUUAUUCAGGACACCAUAAAAAGACUUCGGAGGUCAUCUAACAAGCAAUCCCUCUCCAGGCGAGACAGAGGGAGAAUAGCUGCUACAACAGACACUCAGAAUUCCAGUAAAAAGACAAGCAAGGAUUCUCGAAAAAGGAGAAACAAGGGAUGUGUCCUUAGGGAGAUACACUUGAAUGUGACUGACUUGGGUUUGGGCUAUGAAGCCAAGGAAGAACUUAAGUUCCGGUACUGCAGUGGGUCCUGCAAUAACCCAGAGACAACUUACGACCAAAUUCUAAAAAACUUGACCAUCAAGAAAAAGUUGGUCAAUGACAAGGUGAAGCAGGCGUGUUGUAGGCCCAUUGCCUUUGACGACGAUGUUUCGUUUUUGGAUGAUAAUCUAGUUUACCACACCUUGAGGCAACAUUCCGCUAAGAAAUGUGGAUGUGUAUGAUUUUGUUUUUGCCAUGCGGCAGUGUGUAUUGCAUUCCUGAAAUAAGGCAAAGAAAGGGAUCAAGGUUUCCCCUGUAGAGGUCUCCCGGAAAGCAGAGAUGGAGUAGAGAACCAAGGAUGGUUGGGCAUGGAGCUAUCAUGGAAACCUGUUGUGGCAUUUAUCCAGUGAGUGCCAGGAUAUACAAAAAAAAUCCUCCACCAGAGAGAUGCAGACAGCAGACACUGCUCUUAUACGGGGGGAUGGAUUUUUACCAGUUUUUCUAUAUGUGACUCACCAGCAGUGUUGACUGGAAAGGUCGAUAUCCAGCUUUUAAGCACCGGCAUUUAUACAUCAUGCAUGUCAGGUUUUUCCUGUAUAUCUUUUUGUUACAUCGAAAAACAAGUGUAUUACAUAAUCCGUUAGUUCUGUCUUUGGGGUUUAAUUAAAAUUUUUGCUCCGCUAGUACAUAUUACUUUAGUCCAUUGACAUACCAUACCAAAUACUGUCACUUACAGUACAAUCUACAACGUCACUUCCGUUUCAUGUUUUUUAAAUUUUGUUAUUGGUUGUUUAUUUUUAUUUUUUGACCCUAAAUUUAUCGGAAUGCAAAAAGGCCUGUAUAAUAGUGUGCAUGAUUGCCUAAAUAACAUUAUAAACAUAGCCCACACAAGGUAGAGGGGUCAUAGCCCUGAUUAAAAAUCAGAUCUACUCAACUAUAGAUGCCUCAUUUAUAAUUGUUGGCCCGGAACAAUUGGGCUUUGUUGGGAGGUGGUAAUGAAAGCCUUGUAGUUCUAUGGUAUACCUGACCUCCCCAACCCUAUUUAUAUACAGUGUUACCUUUCCAAAAGGCCAUCUCUUUGGGAAAACUACCCAUUACCCAGACUAGAUUUUCUAUGACAAAUUUUUAGUUCAACAUUUUUAAUGCAUUUUUUUGAAAAGACCACCCCCUAGAAGACCACUUUUUGAUAUUUUGGGUGGUCAUCUCAGGAGGUUUCACUGUAUAAAAAGGAACAAAUUUGAUAUCUAUUCAUUGUGGUAUAUCUGGGCUGUGUAAGGAUAGGCAAGAAUCAAUGGCCAGAUAUCUCUUUAUGAUCUAUGACCUUUUUUGCUGAUGUGGGUCACGUUUAUUUGCAGUGUAUAUUAUACAGGUCUGACGUAAUUAGGCAAUAUAUAAUGUAUAUUGCCACAUCAGAUCCCAUCCUACCAGAUCAGGGAAGCCUUUCCCAAAAGAUUUGAUCCCGUCAUUGGUACAGACUUUGUGGCUCAUAGUUUAAUGUACAUGAAGCCCAAUGUAGAAGGUAAUGGCCAUUGUAUCUCGUCCAUGUGAGUCCCUAAGUAGAAGUCACAGGUUAUGCCAGAAUUGAAGUUGCCUUCAGAUUUUCCCAGUCAAGUUCUCAGGGAAAUACCUUGAAAACCCACCACAUGGCUAUACCUGCUGAGGACUUCCGGUUCUUGCACACAUGGCCAGAUAUGAAGGCCCAUAUAGGAAGCUGCAUUAAAAGCCACAGAGAAUGAUCACCACCAAAUCUAUAGAUAUAUAUAGGGCUUAUUUGGGGUUUAUGUUUUUGUUCUUUUCUUUGGGAUUUUUUUGACAGUAAAUUGGUAAUUGGUCCAAGAGACCAAGCAGACUACUUGAUGCCAUGCAUCCACUCAGAUACAUGAAGAUAUAGAAUAUAUUUAUUGAUUAUUAAGUUAUUGCUAUUUAUUACAGUCCAGUUAUGAAUGUUUCUUUUUUUUUCCUAUUUAUUGCAAUUUCUUCUUUGAUGGUGCCAAAGCAAAGCAUAGUCUCAAAACUACAUUGAGAUGGAUGCAAGCAAGUGUAUGUUGGUAGUUGUAGAAUCACAGACUUUACCCUUUCUUGCUUCUGUUCUUGGAAGGCUUAAAGGGGUACUCGCUGUACAAAUUGCUGGUGACGUCAUAGCCCCAAAGAGCUGGUGACGUCAUAGCCCCAACCCCUCAUGAUGUCAU
Hyla sarda is the source of this 3183-nucleotide messenger RNA. RefSeq names its product glial cell derived neurotrophic factor (gene GDNF). NCBI's taxonomy places the organism in Eukaryota, Metazoa, Chordata, Amphibia, Anura, Hylidae. Gene Ontology annotation, molecular function: glial cell-derived neurotrophic factor receptor binding; receptor tyrosine kinase binding; growth factor activity. Bases 550 to 1236 code for a protein of 228 amino acids. Gene Ontology annotation, biological process: peripheral nervous system development; negative regulation of neuron apoptotic process; positive regulation of branching involved in ureteric bud morphogenesis. The record is from RefSeq and is a predicted model, not a curated record. The transcript has 3 exons.